Molecule: messenger RNA, 2120 nt
Organism: Trichomycterus rosablanca
Lineage: Eukaryota; Metazoa; Chordata; Actinopteri; Siluriformes; Trichomycteridae
Gene: mvb12ba
Product: multivesicular body subunit 12Ba
Exons: 10
Coding region: 169-1041 (290 amino acids)
Biological process (GO): virus maturation; viral budding; regulation of epidermal growth factor receptor signaling pathway
Cellular component (GO): late endosome; ESCRT I complex
Source: RefSeq, a predicted model, not a curated record
CUCAAGCUUUAUCGAGGCAGUUGCGGCAUAAGCUAUAUUUUGUGUCAUAGUCAUGAAAAGCUGCUUUUGUCAAAAAAGAAACAUAACAUUACCACCACCAACAAAUAAAUCGACAUUGCAUGUACGUUCACCAAGAUUUGGGACAACUUUGUGCUUAAGAAAUCCACAAUGCCUGAGGUGCGUGACUUAAAUGAUGCCCUGCCAGAGCUGUCUAUGGAUCCUAUAACGGGUGUAGGUGUUGUUGCCUCAAGAAAUAGAGCACCAACAGGCUAUGAUGUGGUAGCACAGACAACAGAUGGAAUGGAUGCUGACUUGUGGAAGGACGGAUUGUUUAAAUCUAAGGUUACACGCUACCUUUGCUUCACUAGGGUCUUCUCCAAGGAAAAUAGUCAUUUAGGAAACGUGCUUGUGGACAUGAAGCUGAUUGACAUUAAAGAUACUCUGCCUGUGGGAUUUAUUCCAAUCCAGGAAACAGUGGAUACACAGGAGCCUGCAUUCAGAAAAAGGAGACUGUGUAUUAAGUUUAUUCCAAGGGACUCCACUGAGGCUGCUAUUUGUGACAUCCGCAUCUUGGGGCGCUCCAAACAAGCCCCACCGCAGUAUACUUUCAUUGGAGAGUUAAACAGCAUGGGAAUUUGGUAUCGCAUGGGAAAGGUGCCUAGAACCCAGGACUUGUCUCCCAUACAGAUUAAUUCUUCCACCACAACCAACACAAACACCACUACCAGCAUUCAAACGAUCACCAAUAACUCUUCUCAAGUGCCUGUUAUGCCCAAACACUUAUCUAUGACCCUGCCGGCCAGUUUUAGAAAGAGUACCACUCGGCCUGACUACGAACUCCAGAACUCUAACCUGUAUGCCAUCUCAGCUAUGGAUGGUGUGCCUUUCAUGAUCUCUGAGAAGUUUGCAUGCACUUCUAAGGAUUUACAACAGGUGGACCUGAUGGGCAUAAGGAUCAAAUCUUUAGAAGAGAUAGAAAAAGAGGUUCAUCAGAUCAAAUCUCAAUCAGAUUGCAUUCAAUCAAACUACAUCCCAAUCUAGUCAUAUCCAAUUACAUUCUGCUUCCUCUACUGUUGCAGACCUCCAUUCCUGACCAAGGAGAGCUGUGACUAAUGCAUACCCCUCCGACACAUGGAUAUAUGGUUCAGUCUCGUGUACUGAUGUUUAUUAACGCCCGUCUUUGGGCAGGCGCCUUUAAUCAGCCAGCAGAGGUCAUAUGAGAAAUCCUCUCUGGCAUUCCCAGCCUUGGACGAGCCAAUCAUUGUCCAUAUAGGUGCCCAGCCUGCCAGUAGCAGAGCUAAGGUUUGAAUUUGCAAGCUUGCAAUGUUAGGUUAAAAGAUUUGUUUUUAAAUUAUCUAGUUCUUUAUUGCUGUUUCUGUGUGCUGUUUUUUAUUAUUUAGUUAAUAAAUUUAUUUUUAAUUAAUGUUUUUUGCAAAAAUCUAGAUACUGUAUAUACAUAAUGUAGCUAUAAAUGUAUACAGCUCUUUUAACUAGUAAAUUCAGUUAUUUUAGCCUCCUUUAUUGCCUACAGAUGCAAAAAAAAAUCAUACAGCCAUAAAAUAUCCAUAAACAUCGUCAGCAGAAAGUCUUUUAUUGGAGAGCUUAGUAACUUCAGAAACAGGCCUCACUGCGUAACGUUGCACACUUUGUCUCACUUUGCUUUGCUGGAUCUAUCAAGUAAAUCUAACUCCAUAUGUAUUGCCAUAGUUUUGGUUGUAAUUUUUGCAUAUUGAGGCCCCAUGUUUAAUCCUCGACAUCUCCAGUACAUUUAGGGACAAUGGUAGCCCAGUGAGUAGCACUUUGUGCUUGCAAUUGGAAAAUUGUGGGUUCAAAUGCUGACUUUGCCAUACAGCCAUUGUUGUGCUUCAUAGGUUUCAUUUUUCUUUUUUUUCUUUUUUUCUUUUUUUCUUGUAAUUUUCUUUUUAUUGGGAAGUCUUUUUUUUUUUUUUUAAAGAAAAGCAAGUACAGAAUUCACUUGUAACAAAUCCAGUGUCACAAUUAAUGUUUUAAAUAUUGUAAACCAAGAUUACAAUUUCUGUUAUAAACAAAAUACACACAGUUGGGGUAAAUUGAAAUAAAAAACUAAUACACCAGAAUUGUCAACUUUCUCUUGUGAUUAA